Messenger RNA from Sebastes umbrosus (honeycomb rockfish), 2985 nucleotides. Its product is annotated as probable carboxypeptidase X1. Gene Ontology annotation, biological process: proteolysis. The transcript has 13 exons. The record is from RefSeq and is a predicted model, not a curated record. NCBI's taxonomy places the organism in Eukaryota, Metazoa, Chordata, Actinopteri, Perciformes, Sebastidae. Gene Ontology annotation, molecular function: zinc ion binding; metallocarboxypeptidase activity. The coding region runs from base 93 to 2333 and encodes 746 amino acids.
GUGGAUGGAGGUCUGGCUCUCUGUCAUCUCCACAUAAACUGGCCAGGGAGUUUUUUUCCCCCUUCACUCUGCAGCAGCAAACAAAGAGGAAGAUGGAAAAGCCCUUGUGCACGUUGGCUGCAGUGAUUUUACUGGGAGGAUUUCUAGACGCGGUACUGAUAGACGAUACAACAACUCAGAUUAAUUUAUUAUUCAACUACACAACUACAGCCGAGUCUGUCACUGUGCAGCCGCAGGAUCACAGCACAGACCGACCGACUCCAACAGAAGCACCGACAAAGUUAUCCACCACCGCUGCCAGAGGCAAACAGCUGGACACCAAAAACAUCAGUCAAGACAGUGAAGAAGAAAACAGCAAUAAAGAAAAAAAAGAAGAUGUGAAAACACAACUGGACUGUCCUCCCCUCGGCAUGGAGUCCCUGCGGGUCGAUGACAGCCAGAUCCAGGCUUCUUCCUACCAGCGGGCGGGCCUGGGUCCUCACAGGGGGAGGCUGAACAUCCAGUCUGGCAUCGCGGACGGGGACCUGUACGACGGAGCCUGGUGUGCAGAGUAUAAGGACCAGUACCAGUGGCUGGAAGUGGACGCCAUCCACCUCACCCUGUUCACCGGAGUCAUCCUGCAGGGCCGAAACUCCAUCUGGAGUUGGGAUUGGGUCCAUACCUACAAAGUCCAGCUGAGUAACGACUCUGUGUCCUGGAAAACCUGCAUGAAUGGGACAAAAGAAGCGCUCUUUGUAGGAAACCAGGGUCCAGAGACUCCGGUGCUCGGACUCCUUCCUGUUCCCACCGUCGCCCGUUUCAUCCGCAUCAACCCUCAGACCUGGUACAUCAACGGCACCGUCUGCCUCAGGGCUGAGAUACUCGGCUGUCGUGUCAAUGAUCCAACUGACACCUACUCCUCAGAGCAGGGAUCAAAAGACGCCCUGGACUUCAGACAGCACAACUACAAAGAGAUGAGAAAGCUCAUGAAGGCCGUGACGGAGGAGUGUCCGGACAUCACCCGCAUCUACACCAUCGGGAAGAGCUACAUGGGACUCAAACUGUACGUCAUGGAGAUCUCCGAUAACCCCGGAAAACACGAACUAGGUGAGCCGGAGUUUCGCUACGUGGCCGGGAUGCACGGCAACGAGGCUCUGGGCCGAGAGCUUGUCCUCAACCUCAUGCAGUACUUGUGCAGAGAAUACAAGAAGGGAAACCAGCGAGUCGUUCGGCUGGUGACGGAGACCCGAAUCCACCUCCUGCCCUCCAUGAACCCCGACGGAUACGAAGUAGCUUAUGAGAAGGGCUCUGAACUGUCCGGCUGGGCUGACGGACGAUACAGCUAUGAAGGAAUCGACAUGAAUCACAACUUUCCAGACCUGAACAACAUCAUGUGGGACGCCCAAGAGGUGGCAGCGGAUCCAUCUAAAGUCACCAACCACUACAUCCCCAUCCCAGAGUACUACACUCAAGAAGACGCCAUGGUGGCCCCAGAGACCCGAGCCGUCAUCAGCUGGAUGCAGGAUAUUCCCUUCGUGCUGAGUGCAAACCUCCACGGUGGAGAACUGGUGGUCACGUAUCCCUUCGACUGCACCCGAGACUGGGCCCCUCAGGAGGACACCCCCACGGCGGACAACGCUUUCUUCCGCUGGCUGGCCACCGUCUACGCCUCCACUAACCUGGUGAUGGCCAACCCAGACCGCCGCAUCUGCCACUACGAGGACUUCCAGGCACACAACAACAUCAUCAACGGUGGAGCCUGGCACACCGUCCCCGGCAGUAUGAAUGACUUCAGUUACAUGCACACCAACUGCUUCGAGGUGACGGUGGAGUUGUCCUGUGAUAAGUUCCCUCAUGUCAGUGAGCUUCCCAUCGAGUGGGAGAACAACAAGGAGUCUCUGCUGGUUUACAUGGAGCAGGUUCACAGAGGCAUCAAAGGUGUGGUCAGGGACAAGCUGACCAAAAAAGGAAUAGCAGAUGCUGUAAUCAAGGUGGAGGACCACAACCACGACAUACGAUCAGCUACUGACGGGGACUACUGGCGUCUCCUGAACCCAGGCGAGUACAAGGUGGUGGUUUGGGCCGAGGGUUACUUCCCGUCCGUGCGUCAGUGCCGCGUUGGAAUGGAGCCACGUCCCACCAUCUGUGACUUCACCAUGACGAAAACGCCCAUUCAGAUGCUGAAGGACAUCCGGGCCAAAGGAGGGAAGAUCCCCCAGGACCUUCAGCUGCGUCUUCGUGCUCUGAGGCUCCGCAAGCUUCGCGCCAGCACCAGGGCCAUCAACCAGCGUAGGGAGAGUCAGCGGAUGCAGAAGGCGAGGAAAGCCCGGUCCACCAGAGCCCAGAGAGCGUGAGAGGAGACGGGACGAGGGGGCUGAAGAAGCUCCGGAGAUGAGCUGGAUUACAGGUUCAAGAAGUUCAGCUCAAACGGAGAAAGCUGACCUCUGGGAAUACUGAUAUGUUCCAACUAGAGAGGACACUAUUAAAGGAUCAGUUCACCCAAUUUACAAAAAUAUAGUAUUCUGCAUAGUCCGAGUGAUAUCAAGACAUGCAGACAGUUUUAUGUGGUGAAAUAUCUGCCUCUGAGAUUUGUAUGUGUCGAUCACAACUUUAAAAUAUUAAAUAAAAAAAAUUCAACAGCGACGUAUUUGGGUGUACUGACCCUUUAAGGCAGAUCAAACCAUGACAGUCACACAAACUCUUACAGACGUUGACAGGAUACUUACAAAGCAGAAUAACUUCUAAAAAGUUACACAGACUUUUUGAAGGAUUAUGGACAUCUUCACAUUAAUAGACAGGCAUCAUUGAAUGUUUAAGUUCCCUUUACCAGUUUCUGGUUUUGUACAUGAACUGUUUCUUUGUUGACGACUGAGUUGAGGAUUUAAGUGUCAGCUGGUCUGAUAUGUGACAUUUUUAUUUCUAACAAUGUGUCUGUUUUUGUUUGUUUAACUAAAGUCCAACAGGACCAUAAAAAUCUCAAAUAAAUAUGACUUAUUUGUGUUAAUC